Jaminaea rosea is the source of this 1092-nucleotide messenger RNA. RefSeq lists its product as hypothetical. The coding region runs from base 25 to 804 and encodes 259 amino acids. The transcript is spliced from 2 exons. Gene Ontology annotation, molecular function: phosphatase activity. The record is from RefSeq and is a predicted model, not a curated record. Lineage: Eukaryota; Fungi; Basidiomycota; Exobasidiomycetes; Microstromatales.
CCAACACCUCAACACCUAUUCACAAUGUCGAACCCCAUGUUUGGACCCGACGAGGCAAAGUACAAGGACUGCAAGCAGAUCGUCAUCACUGACUUCGAUGGCACGAUCACGCUCCUCGACUCCAACGACCACAUGGUCGACACUGUCGGCAUGGGCUACACCGAGCGCCGCAAGAUCAACGUAGAGAUUAUCAACGAGCGUGUCUCCUACCUCGAGGGCUUCCGCACCAUGCUCGAGUCCGUCAAGCGUCCCUUCCCCGAGAUGCUCGAGCUCGUCAAGCGUGACGUCAAGCUCGACCCCGGCUUCAAGGACUUCUACGCUUACGCCAAGGCCAACAACAUCCCCGUCGUCGUCGUCUCAUCCGGCAUGGUUCCCGUCAUCCGUGCCAUCUUCUCCAACCUGAUCGGAGAGGAGGAGGCCAACAAGAUUGACAUCAUCGCCAACGAGGUUGAGUUCACCGACCCGGAGAAGAAGGGAGACACCUGGAAGCUCGUAUACCGUCACCCUGACAACCACUUUGGCCACGACAAGUCGAAGUCCAUCCUCCCUUACCGCAACCUCCCCAACCCUCCUCUCAUCACCUUCGCCGGCGACGGUAUCUCGGACAUGAGCGCUGCUGCUCACGCCGACAUCCUCUUCGUCAAGGAGAAGCAGGACAACGACCUCAAGAUCUACUGUGACAACAAGGGGAUCAAGUACACGCUCUUCGACAGCUGGAAGGUCGUCAAGACGAUGUUCGAGGACAUUGCGAGUGGUAAGAUCAACGUUGAUGACCUGAGGAAGAAGCCUGAGCCCGUUGCGUAGAUGCGCGAGCAAGGCAGCACGGUCUACCGGGAAGAAGGAUGUGCAAGGGAUGAGGGCGUAACUUUGUCAAGUUGACUCGAUGAGGAGAGGGGAGAAGGGGCGAGCAGUGACCUCUCUCUCCUCUGCGUUAAUGAUAGAUGCUGAGAAAUCCAAUUCUCUUUCAUAGACUUCGGCGUGUGUGCCGAAUCUCGCGAAGCGCUGUGUCAGAGACACAAGGAAGAGAGUGACGAUCAUCAGCGACCUUCUCACCGUUAUCUUAAGCGUAGGAGGGAGCGCAAGCCAAUUUGA